CUUUUUUAAUGAUUCCCGCUCAAAAUGGCGGACAGCUUGACAUCUUAUCUGUAUGUUUUGUUUGUUGUUUCAUACUUCUUUCGAUCUCUAACCAGCGAAAAUAUAAGGAGAUUAGUUCCCGAGCAGUUGCAACCAAACGAGUAUCUCUCGCACAAUGAAUCAAGGAUCUAUUGGCUUACCAAUCUUGAACAUGAGUGUGACUAUGAACUGAGGAUAUCAUACCCUGCAACGAUACCGACAACAUUUCUACUAGAGCUCACCAGUCCAAUAAAUUAUUUACCUGGACAUCAAGGACGAAAACUAUUAAACAUAGAGAAAAUGAUAUUCAAAAAUUCAAAAUCUGAUCAGUACGCAAAGGUAACUGCAAUAAGGACUGGUUUACCUUGGAAUUCUGCAAAGUUAAAAGAUCGUGUAUAUUUUAAUAUAGUUUUAGAAAAAUUGUACUUUGGUCUACCACUGGAAGUCUGGAAGACAGGAGUUUUCAUACUCUGUACUUUAAUUAUUGUUUUUACAUUAAUAUUGCCUAAGAUACAAGGCUUCUUUGAAAAUGAGAACUUAAAAUCAGCAAAAAUGAUUUAGUAAAUUAUUAUUUGGUGGCUUAUCACAAAGUGAACACAAACUUUAUUGAAACCAAAGAACUUAAUUAUUGUAUAUAGAUUCAACAAGUGAUGCCUUUGUUACAAUAAGAACAUAAAAGAGCAUUAAAAACAUGUUUCUUUUACUGGUUGUUAAAACACUUUUCAUUGAAUGCAUUACUGCUACAGUAAAUAUAAACUGUGACCUCUAUUUCUAUAUUUAGUGUAUCUCGGUCUCGAUUUACGUUCUACGAGACAUCUGUUUGUCAUUGUAGCUUAGCAACAGGGUUUCUAGAAAGCUACGUUGUGCCAGGCACUGCUGUUCAUUCAUUUCUUUGUUAUCAAGAGAAAAAGAACUGCAAAGACGUGGCCUUUGAAGCAGCACUUCUUUUUCAAAGCCAAUGUAAAUGCACAUUGUUAAAGCAAGGAAUAUAUUUAUUGUUCGCUGAGAAUCCACUCGACCAUCAGUCUACUUCCGCGUUAUGGAGGAUGUUAUCUUUGUACGCCAACGUGCUUAUGUGAAAACAAGAUUUGUCGGAAGAGGCACGUUUGGAAAGAUAUAUCUAGUUAGAGAUACCGAAGAAAAAUAUCUUUAUGCCUUGAAGCAAAUAAAUAUUGAAAACCACAGUCAUGCUUCAGCAAUAAAAACAGAGUUUUUGGCGAUGUUGGCCUCGCUUCGACAUCGACAUAUCAUUCAUUUAUUUAGUUGCGCCAUCUCAAAGUCAAGUAAAUCUCAGUUAGUUGCUAACUUCAUCAUGGAGUAUUGUCCAGGCGGUACUUUAAAUGAUAGGCUUUCGAUUCCUAAUUCAAAAGUGCUUGAUUUGAAAUGGAUGGUUCAGAUUGCAGAUGCUGUAACUUUUUUGCACCAGAAAGAGAUAGUCCACCGUGACCUGAAAGCUGACAACGUACUGCUCACUGUUAGUAAUAAUGUAAAGAUUUGUGACUUGGGUCUUGCUUCUUUUUCAAUACAUCUACGGCAUUGCGGCAGUAGCUCCAAAUCACUAGGACCCGAUCAAGUGGUAGGAACACCAUGUUUCUGGUCACCUGAGCUCUUCAAUGGUUGCAGACAUCAAAAGUCAAGCGAUGUUUUUGCAUUGGGACACAUUCUAUAUGCUAUUAAAGAACGAUGUUAUAUCAAACGUAAACCAAUGAAAAGGUUGUAUGGUGCAUUUAUUACUACUAUUGAUAGGGGAGCUAUAUCUUUAGGCCAAGCACAGAGCAAAAGCUCUCAGCCUUGUAACUUGGCUUUCGCGCCUGAUAAAAAUGUAGUCGAUCGAGGAAUUCGUAACAUCACAGCAGCUGUUCUUGCCUAUGAUGCAGAGUCGCGCCCUAAAAGCGAACAAGUGUAUCAACAUUUGAAGUUAACAGCGAGGAUGUUGGUGACAAUUAUCAGAGACAACUCUCAACAAUCUCUCUAUCUCUAAAACACUGAAAGAAAAAUGAGAGGGUAGGUGUGGUGCAAAUAUUAAAGAACGUUAAUUACAUACUAAAGUAUUGCUACUUAAAAGUUUCUAAUGGAUGAAAGACGUGUUCAUCUUAUGCUUUUUUUUCAUUUAUACUAGUGCCUCUAAGAUAAGGAAACUAAUAGACGUCAAUCCCGCUGUCAUACCAUGUAAUGUGCUGUCGGACCAUCCCCCUUAAAUCGUGUGAUGCAUAUACCGAUCAGCUGAUCACGUUACUCUCCAUCGCCAUACUAAACUCAACCAAGUGCCUCGAGUAGUGGGCAAAUUAGUCUAAUAGUACUGCUUUAAUUACUCAUUGUUAAUAAAGUACAAAACUUUUA
Exaiptasia diaphana is the source of this 2358-nucleotide messenger RNA. RefSeq names its product serine/threonine-protein kinase Nek4. Lineage: Eukaryota; Metazoa; Cnidaria; Anthozoa; Actiniaria; Aiptasiidae. Bases 1058 to 1999 code for a protein of 313 amino acids. The transcript is spliced from 6 exons. Gene Ontology annotation, cellular component: cytoplasm. Gene Ontology annotation, biological process: protein phosphorylation. Gene Ontology annotation, molecular function: ATP binding; protein serine/threonine kinase activity. The record is from RefSeq and is a predicted model, not a curated record.